Messenger RNA from Arvicanthis niloticus (Nile rat), 1252 nucleotides. RefSeq names its product transmembrane protein 234 (gene Tmem234). The record is from RefSeq and is a predicted model, not a curated record. NCBI's taxonomy places the organism in Eukaryota, Metazoa, Chordata, Mammalia, Rodentia, Muridae.
CCGCCCUCUCGCUUCCGGAAGUAGAAGGGCCCGGCGUUUCCAUGGCGGCGUCCUUGGGGCAGGUGCUUGCUCUGGUGCUGGUGGCCGCACUGUGGGGUGGCACGCAGCCGCUGCUGAAGCGGGCCUCCUCCGGCCUGCAGCAGGUGCAUGAGCAGACGUGGGUCCGGCAGCUAUUGCAGGAGAUGAAGACUCUCUUCUUGAAUACUGAGUACCUGAUGCCCUUUCUCCUCAAUCAGAGUGGCUCCCUUCUCUACUACUUGACGUUGGCAUCAACAGAUCUGACGUUAGCUGUGCCCAUCUGUAACUCUCUGGCCAUUGUCUUCACACUGAUGGUUGGGAAGGUCCUCGGAGAAGAUGUUGGUGGGAAAGAAGCAGUGGCCGGCAUGGUACUCACCAUCACAGGGAUCACACUGUGCAUCACAAGCUCAGUGAUCAAGACCCAGGACCAACCCUGAUCUUCAGCUCUGCUGUGCUCAGCGGAUGCUAGGCACUGAGGUGCAGGCAGUGAUCCGCCAGCUCGCCUCUCUCAUCUCUCAGAUCGCACCUACCUCAGGGGUCACAAUAAGAAAUGCACUGUCCAGAUAGCCAAGGCUACUCAGAAACCCUGCCUCAAAAACGCAAACAGACAAAGGACAGUACUGGGCAGGUUUUGCAACCUUUACUGGGUUCCUUGAUUGAGAUUUAGCACUGGAGCCAGGCAUGGUGGAGCACGCCUUUAAUCCCAGCACUCAGAAGGCAGAGGCAGGUGGACCUCUGUGAGUUUGACAUCAGCCUGGUACAGAGCAAGUUCCAGGAUAUCCAGGGCUACACAGAGAAACUCUGUCUUGAAAAAACAAAAAGAAAAAAAAAAAAGCAUUAAAAGGAUUUAGCAGUGGAGACUGAACAGACCCUUAGUGCCUCUGCCCUGCAGCCAUCUUCUCUUCCUGCUGCCACCUGAGGCAGUGUUGCCCAGCCUCCAUUACCUGACCUGCUCUAGACUGUCAGCAUCCACAGCGCCUCCACUACAGGGAAAGGGCUGGCUGCAGUCUCAACCAGGAAUGGCCAGAAGCCCCCACAGCUCCACUACAGUGCUUUGGCAGACUGAUGGUGGAAUUCGGGGACUGGGGUUACAUCAGGUGGAAGAAAAACAAGCUGGCCCUGGGCAGAAUGCUCAACUGCCAGUCCCUCAAGUAGACAGCGGUGUGCCGAGCAGCACCUAGCUGCAGCAAACAUCUGGCCAGUAGCAGCUUUCAAUAAAUCCACAGCAAACAAA